Molecule: messenger RNA, 2074 nt
Organism: Carica papaya (papaya)
Lineage: Eukaryota; Viridiplantae; Streptophyta; Magnoliopsida; Brassicales; Caricaceae
Source: RefSeq, a predicted model, not a curated record
UUUAGUUAAAAGGCUCAAACGCAUCUUGGCAGCAUGUAUAUGUGGGUGUAUGCAUAUAUGUAUACGUAGGUGUGUAAGCUAUGCACAAAAAGUACCUCAACCAGAUCCAUCAACCACAGGAGAUGCUCGUAAAAAAUGGCUAACUUUGAAUGGAGGACAGCCAGAGAUCAUAGCUCGGGGCGGAUUCUCAGGGAUUUUCCCUGAAUCCAGCGCACCUGCAAAUCAGAUGGCAUUAGACACCAGUUUGUCAGACACGGUAUUGUUGUGCAAUCUGCAACUUACCCAAGACGGAUUUGGAAUUUGCUUGCCUGAUAUCAGGCUCGAUAACACAACCACCGCGCCCAUGGUGUUUCCCAAAGGCAAGAAGACCUACAAAGUUAAUGGACAAGAUGUUCAUGGCUGGUUUGCUUUGGAUUAUCCAAUUGACCAGUUACUUGGCAGUGUAAAUUUAAUUCAAAACAUUUUCUCGAGACCGAGUCUCUUUGACGGCCUAUUGCCAAUUUCAAGUGUUGAGGAUGCUGUAGGAGUUAGACCUAAAAAGUUCUGGCUGAGUGUUCAGAAUAAUGCAUUUUAUGCCGAACACAAGCUCAGCGUAGCAGCAUAUCUACGAACUGCAAAUAGAGUUAUUAUAAAUUAUAUUUCAUCACCUGAGAUUGGUUUCUUGAAGAGCAUCAGUGGGCAGAUAAACAAAGGUAGGACGAAGCUGAUCUUCGAGUUCAAAGAACUUGAUGCCACUGAGCCAACAAUCAACAAGAAAUACAGUGCAAUUUUGCAGGAUCUUGCAAGUAUCAAGGUCUUUGCAUCCGGGAUACUUGUCCCGAAGGAAUACAUAUGGCCUGUUGAUGCGAAUAGAUAUCUGAAACCAGCCACAACUUUGGUAGCAGAUGCUCAUAAACUUGGACUAGAAGUGUAUGCAUCUGGUUUUGCAAAUGACAAGCAAGCGAGUUAUAAUUAUAGUUAUAAUCCUGUGGCUGAGUACUUGCAGUUCAUCGAUAAUUCCCAAUUCGCUGUUGAUGGUUUGGUUACGGACUUCCCUCCUACAGCAUCAGAAGCUGUUGCAUGUUUUGCUCAACAGAACCCGAAGAAUCGCAAACAAGGACAAGCUUUGAUCAUAACCCAUAAUGGAGCUAGUGGAGUUUACCCUGGCAGCACUGAUCUUGCAUAUCAACAAGCAGUGAACGAUGGAGCUGACAUAAUAGAUUGCUCAGUCCAGAUGUCAGAUAAGAAGAAAAUGAUCAGGUGUUUGAUUUUCCUUUCAUUGUUGCUUCAAGUAAGCUAUGCACAAAAAGUACCUCAACCAGAUCCAUCAACCACAGGAGAUGCUCGUAAAAAAUGGCUAACUUUGAAUGGAGGACAGCCAGAGAUCAUAGCUCGGGGCGGAUUCUCAGGGAUUUUCCCUGAAUCCAGCGCACCUGCAAAUCAGAUGGCAUUAGACACCAGUUUGUCAGACACGGUAUUGUUGUGCAAUCUGCAACUUACCCAAGACGGAUUUGGAAUUUGCUUGCCUGAUAUCAGGCUCGAUAACACAACCACCGCGCCCAUGGUGUUUCCCAAAGGCAAGAAGACCUACAAAGUUAAUGGACAAGAUGUUCAUGGCUGGUUUGCUUUGGAUUAUCCAAUUGACCAGUUACUUGGCAGUGUAAAUUUAAUUCAAAACAUUUUCUCGAGACCGAGUCUCUUUGACGGCCUAUUGCCAAUUUCAAGUGUUGAGGAUGCUGUAGGAGUUAGACCUAAAAAGUUCUGGCUGAGUGUUCAGGAAUCAGAAAUUUCAGUGACCCUUGCCGUGCAGAGAUCCAGAAAAUGCCAUUUUCAAUCUCUUUCAAUCUCAUCUGGCCAAAAAUUCAAAAUCCUUUUGGUUUUUCUUCAUUAUUACUUCACAGAAAUACCGGAAUUGAUAAUAAAAUACCAGCAGAGAAGCAGGGGUUAUGGUCAGUGGAGGCUCAGAUUCGCCUUUUAUCAGACAGAUGGAGAUCAUGUUCCGUCAUCCAUGGCUGCAACAACAGGAAGACCAGAAUUUAGUUCAGAUCCCGUUGUUACCCCGCCAGGAAACGAAGUCUUCUCCCUCAACGUCUGA